AUGAAGUUCUACUCAUUACUGGCUGGCGCUGCCGCGCUUGCGACUUCUGCUGUUGCUCAGUACACUAACAGCACACCUACUGGCGAUAUUGACCAUGUCACCAUCUUCACGCCGCCCGAAAACUACACCAUCCCUCGCACUCUGUAUGCAAGAUCACUAUUGCUCAACCAGAACUGCGAAGAGGACAAUGUGAUUCUCGCAACCUGGGAAAACUACCUCUACAACAACAACUCGAACCCAUACUUCCCCAUCUAUCAAUCCUACGAUGGUGGCCACACAUGGUCAGAGCGUUCGCGCGUGUACGAUCAAGUCAACGGAUGGGGACUCCGCUACCAACCUUUCCUCUAUGAACUCUCCGAGCCCAUUGGCAAUUUCUCCGCCGGCACCAUUUUGCUGGCUGGCAGUUCCAUCCCUCAAGAUCUCUCCGAGACUCAGCUUGAACUGUACGCCAGCACGGACAAAGGCUACACAUGGAAGUUCGUCUCCCACGUCGCUCACGGCGGUGAAGCACUGCCCAACAAUGGUCUUACUCCAGUGUGGGAGCCAUUCCUAAUGACCUACAACAAAACACUUAUCUACUACUAUUCGGACCAACGCGACCCCUUGCACGGCCAAAAGAUGGUGCAUCAAGUCUCCUCUGACCUGCACACCUGGGGCCCAGUAGUCGACGACGUCGCAUACGGCACCUAUGACUGGCGCCCCGGUAUGCCUGUUGUCUCCGAACUUCCCUUUGGGCAAUACAUCAUGACCUACGAAUUCUACGGCGCAAAGGAAGCGGAUUUUGCAGUGUACUACCGCAUCUCUACCGAUCCUACUAAUUUCAACGCGAGUGUGGGGCAGCCUUUGAUUGCCACUGAUGGCACUAUCCCUGCUGGAAGUCCUUAUAAUGUGUGGACACCUGUAGGAGGUGAUCUGGGUACUAUUGUGGUCAGCUGCGGUAACCUCGGGGAGGUGUUCUUGAACCAUAACUUGGGUGCUCCGGGUGCUUGGACCAAGAUCAAUACGUUGGAGCCUGCUUCUUAUACGAGAAGUUUGCUGGUGUUGCCUGGGCAGGAGGACAUUCUGAUCGUGGGAGGUGGUGUAUUGGGUGGUGAGCACAAUGCUGUCACGGCGAGCUCUGUAAACGUGAAGCCUAAGGCUCCCAAGUUCGCAAAGUGUAAUGCUAAGAAGUAG
This is a messenger RNA of Aureobasidium namibiae CBS 147.97, 1173 nucleotides long. RefSeq names its product BNR/Asp-box repeat protein. Bases 1 to 1173 code for a protein of 390 amino acids. The record is from RefSeq and is a predicted model, not a curated record. Lineage: Eukaryota; Fungi; Ascomycota; Dothideomycetes; Dothideales; Saccotheciaceae. The transcript has a single exon.